AAUUUAAACGCAGCUCCCAUGGCGACAAGGAGACUUUAGGUGCUUUCAUCUAUAAUAAAUGGUGUGAUCUUAGCGGCUUCCAUGACGAUGGCAUUUGAAACACACAUAUAAGCGCAUAUAAGCAAUACCGUUUGUCAUGAUUUCAUCUGUUUUGCAUCGCCAGUGAGUGAACGAGCAGAACUUAAAUAGAAUAAAACAAAUUUCUACAAGAAAAUGUCCAGUAAAAGCCGCCAAAACUAUCACGAAGAGUCUGAAGCUUUGGUGAACAGGCAGAUCAACGUCGAGCUGAACGCUUACUACCAAUAUUUGGCCUUGGGCGCAUUUUACGGUCGUGAUGAUGUAGCUUUGAGCGGCUUUUCAAAAUUCUUCAAGAAAAUUGCCGAAGAGGAAAAUGAGAACGCUCAGAAGCUGAUCCAGUAUCAGAAUCUUCGAGGAGGGCGUGUGGUUUUGAACGAAGUUGGCCCUCCCGCCGAACAAGAAUGGCCAUCUCCUCUGGCAGCCAUCGAAUUCGCCCUUCAUUUAGAAAAGAAAGUCAAUCAAUCACUAUUGGACUUGCACGCUAUGGGAUCCAAGCGCAACGAUCCUCACCUUUGCCACUAUCUUGAAGGUGAAUUUUUGAAGGAUCAGGUAGAGUCUAUUAACGAGCUGGCUAAACAUCACACCAAUUUAGUCCGUUUGGGAGAUGGCGUCGGAGUGUUCCUCUAUGACAAGGAACUGCAUUCUUAAACUGAGAUCAAUAAAUUAAGGUCAGUUGGUCAUGACUGAGACUGGCAAUACGACUGAAUCCGUUUA
Messenger RNA from Daphnia pulicaria, 792 nucleotides. RefSeq names its product soma ferritin-like. Gene Ontology annotation, molecular function: ferric iron binding; ferrous iron binding. The coding region runs from base 214 to 726 and encodes 170 amino acids. Lineage: Eukaryota; Metazoa; Arthropoda; Branchiopoda; Diplostraca; Daphniidae. The record is from RefSeq and is a predicted model, not a curated record. Gene Ontology annotation, cellular component: cytoplasm. The transcript has 3 exons. Gene Ontology annotation, biological process: intracellular iron ion homeostasis; iron ion transport.